CAUCUAGAUACAGGCCGCAACAAUGUCGUUCUCAAAACAGGAUCAGAUAUUUUUAUUUUUCAUGGUUUUAAUAGAAUUUUGCCAAGACAACAGUCAAACAGAGGCUAUGUCUGUCAGUAGUACAACACACUUUGAGUAUCUUUUUGAUUCCACGACAACCGAGAAAUGGCAGUCCAGCAUCAAUUCCGGAGGAUUUGGUAAUAAAUCAACCACGACAACCGAGAAAUGGCAGUCCAACAUCAAUGCCGGACGAUUUGGUAAUAAACCAACCACGACAACCGAGAAACGGCAGUUCAACAACAAUGUCGUAUACGUACGAACUAGUAACAAAUCAAGAACAGCAGGCUUGGACCAGUACAGACUGUGA
This is a messenger RNA of Ruditapes philippinarum (Manila clam), 367 nucleotides long. RefSeq lists its product as uncharacterized. The coding region runs from base 23 to 367 and encodes 114 amino acids. Lineage: Eukaryota; Metazoa; Mollusca; Bivalvia; Venerida; Veneridae. The record is from RefSeq and is a predicted model, not a curated record. The transcript is spliced from 3 exons.